AAGAAGUUUAAGAAACGUUUUAUUGUGAAUCGAAAGUAAAAACACCGACACGGUGACGCGGGACUGUAGAGGAACUAAAUACACGUGACUCGUGUUUCCGCUCCGGACCGUAAUACUGACGGACUUGAGGACACAGCAUGGCGGCGAUAUUUGGUUUAUUUUUCCGCCAACAACAUGAGGGGUAAUUAGGGGGGGUAAUUAAACAUGUGGGUCACUAGACGGCUGCUGACAUCCGCCGUCCUCACAGGACACUUUGGGCUGCUGAAUCGCCGCCUGAAGCCACCGCCGGAUUUCUGGCCACGCUUCCUGCAGUGCACCUACUGCUGGAGGACUCGAGUCCCUGCUACAGACCUGAACCUGAACCUUCUGCAUCCUGAACUUUCAGACCCUCGGUGCAGACACCGUGAUGAUGUGAGUGAUGCCACACUGGACUCUCUGUACACUUCGGAUCAGAGAGACACCAUCCUGCAGCUCCUCAAUACAGGCUCAGAGUCUGAGCUCGCCGCCGUCAAAAUGCUCCGGGGACGAAAAUCGGCCAACAUCAUCGAGUACCGGAUCAGGAACGGACCCUUUAAGGACCUGGAGAGCGUCGUGAACGUGCCACUGUUAAAGCACAAGAGCGCCGUCGUGGCGUUUAACUCCAUCCUCUAUCCUAGAGAGAAGAAGGAGAAGAGGAAGGGGAGGAUUCAUCUUGCCAAGUUCAUCAGGCCUGAAGUGGACAAAGCGCUGUUAGAAGAUGCCACGUCCAUCGUGUCCAUCGUGUGUGGGACGAACCGAAUAGCGUGGACACACAUGGACCGGGCGAUGACGGUGUUAGAGUGGCAGCAGGAGGAAUGUCCCAGCUUCAUGAAGGGCACCUACAUGGCAUCUGGUUACCUGGAAGAUAUUUGUUGCGUGGUGUCGAAGCUUCCUGUGGCGGAUUUCUACGUGGUGGAGAAGCCGAGCGUGUCGUUGCAGAACACGGCGCUGUUCCCUGUCAUGGUUCACCUGCGCACGGUGGAGGCCAUGCUGUUCGCUCUGCUCAGUGCCAGGAGAGACGUCGGGGCGCCGCCUAACGUCCUCAACAUGAUGCGCACGGCCGUCGGACGACACUUUGGAUUGAUCAUCGGCGAGAGUCGCACAAGUGGCGCCGAGGUCGUGAGGAAGAUGAUGUCAGAUUCGGCGAUGAAGAAGAUACCACGUGUGAUCUUCCCGAACGAGCUGCUGGUGCGAUACAGUGGAGCAUUUCACUUCAGCAGCAGGAACAAAGGACAGGAGAUGUGUGACGCUCUGCUGCAGGCCGUCGCCUUCUAUGAACUGCUCACAGCCUCACACUGAGCUACACUGUGUGUGUGUGUGAGAGAGAGAGAGAGUGUGAGAGAGAGCACGAGUGUGUGUGAGAGAGAGAGAGAGGGAGAGAGAGUGUGUGUGAGAGAGAGAGUGUGUGUGUGAGAGAGAGAGAGAGAGAGAGUGUGAGUGUGUGUGAGAGAGAGAGGGAGAGUGUGAGUGUGUGUGAGAGAGAGAGGGAGAGUGUGAGUGUGUGUGAGAGAGAGAGGGAGAGAGAGUGUGUGUGUGAGAGAGAGAGAGUGUGUGUGUGUGUGUGUGAGAGAGAGAGAGAGAGUGUGAGUGUGUGUGUGUAAGAGAGAGAGUGUGUGUGUGUGAGAGAGAGAGGGAGAGAGAGUGUGUGUGAGAGAGAGAGAGAGAGAGUGUGUGUGUGUGUGUGUGUGUGUGUGUGAGAGAGAGAGAGAGAGCAGCACUUACUGUUCCACAGCAAACAACUUCCUACAUCUGUCUUUAUGACCUGAGACUCAGGACUUUAUUUCACUUCAUAAGCAAUGAUACUGGACUGAAACGGACGUUAGAUCAGGACACGGGGUGACGAUAUAUUCUCACUUUGGUGCUUUAUUAUUAUAAUAAAUAUUUUAUAGCACAUAAAUCAUUUAUUGUUGAGUACAACGAUUUCCAUGCGUUUUCAUUUAAAAGAUGAAUAAUAAAAGGACGUGGAGUUGUA
Molecule: messenger RNA, 1990 nt
Organism: Tachysurus vachellii
Lineage: Eukaryota; Metazoa; Chordata; Actinopteri; Siluriformes; Bagridae
Gene: tefm
Product: transcription elongation factor, mitochondrial
Exons: 4
Coding region: 205-1317 (370 amino acids)
Biological process (GO): transcription elongation by mitochondrial RNA polymerase; mitochondrial transcription
Cellular component (GO): mitochondrial nucleoid
Molecular function (GO): DNA polymerase processivity factor activity; nucleic acid binding
Source: RefSeq, a predicted model, not a curated record